GUCCUCUGCAUGAAUGUAUCCCACACAUUACUGGAGGGUCCCGAAAGACGAGAUCUAAGCAACCCAUCCCGCCAUGAAUCUCUAUCUCGUUGACAAGAGUCCAAAGUAAUCAAUAAUAAUACAUGUAUCGAGGUCUAUAGUCUAUAGUGGGGCCGGUUGAGAGAAUAAAAUAACUAUUCGGUUGGGCACAUAAACGCACUCGUGAUUUUCUAGAUCAUAGGGCGUAACGGUCAGGUGACGGAAACACACGUCAGAGGGAGAGAGGCGAACGAGCGAGAGAGAUCUGGUGUGCAGAUCCUGUUUCAUGUAUAAUCUAUGUGCCCGGGUCACCGGCGUCAGUAUAGGUUGAUAUCAGCUCUCUCGACUGUGUCGCCUCAGAUCCUCAGAAACCUGCAUCUUCCAAGACCUUGCAGCACCAAACGAGUGACCGCCAUGAUGUACUUGACAUCACGUGACUUGAGGAGCAUCGCCGUCUUGUUUUUGUCCUGUGUGGCUUGUGUCAUGGCCAAGCCUGCAGUGACCAGAACCCUGGCGCCAUUAGAGGCGCCUGUCAUUG
Molecule: messenger RNA, 556 nt
Organism: Aplysia californica (California sea hare)
Lineage: Eukaryota; Metazoa; Mollusca; Gastropoda; Aplysiida; Aplysiidae
Product: gamma-glutamyl hydrolase
Biological process (GO): tetrahydrofolylpolyglutamate metabolic process
Cellular component (GO): vacuole
Molecular function (GO): gamma-glutamyl-peptidase activity
Source: RefSeq, a predicted model, not a curated record